CUUAAUUUGUCUGACUUCAUGUUGCACAUCAGCUUCCUUCCUUCCUGUUGAGAUGGAGGUUUAAAUCCUCCACACACUCCGCACUGCUCACACUCAUCCUCUCAUCAUCAUGGCUGAAGUUCUUCACCUCUCUCUCCGUCUCGUCCUCCUUCUGUCCUCACUCACCCUCUCGAUGACGGGGGAUCCGUUCCCUGACAUCACAGACCAAGACUUCAUCCACAGCUGUGUGAGCGCACACAAUCACGCGCGCAGCAACGUCAUCCCUCCUGCUAGCUUCAUGCGCUACAUGACAUGGGAUAAUGGCCUGGCAGUCCUGGCGAAGACAUGGGGGACAAACUGUCUCUUUCAACACAAUAGUGUUCGAGAUCAUCCAGGCUUUGCCUCAGUGGGGGAGAAUCUCUGGGCCGGAGCUCCACCCAGUGUGUUCAGUGUGACUUCAGCCAUUAAUAAUUGGGUCAAUGAGGAUAAAGACUACACUUAUUACACACGUACCUGUAAGGCAGGAAAGAUGUGCGGCCAUUACACACAGGUGGUUUGGGCAACGACCUAUAAAGUGGGCUGUGCUGUGAUCUCCUGUCCGAACGGGGUGAAGCAGACGAGCUUCUCACAAACACCAGGAGCCAUAUUUGUCUGUAACUAUGCAACAGCAGGGAACUACCCAAAUGUAUAUCCGUACGAACAAGGAGAGUCCUGCAGCAAGUGUGGAGGAGAAGUGUGUGAGAACAAUCUCUGCAAGAACUACACCCGAGACGGGGACGCCGAACUGCGUGUGUGUGGUGUGUUCUGCAAAUCUGUGCUGAUCAUCAGACCCGUGUCUCUGGUGUUUAUUUUCAUAAGUGUGUAUGUAGCGCAGCGCCGCUGUCCCAACAUCUUUGCCUACAUAAACUAACAUUUACCUGUAAUUUCUCAAUUAAAAAAAAUAAA
This is a messenger RNA of Clarias gariepinus (North African catfish), 924 nucleotides long. RefSeq names its product GLI pathogenesis-related 1a (gene glipr1a). The record is from RefSeq and is a predicted model, not a curated record. Gene Ontology annotation, cellular component: extracellular region. The transcript is spliced from 5 exons. NCBI's taxonomy places the organism in Eukaryota, Metazoa, Chordata, Actinopteri, Siluriformes, Clariidae. Bases 110 to 889 code for a protein of 259 amino acids.